This is a messenger RNA of Zingiber officinale, 492 nucleotides long. RefSeq names its product pathogenesis-related protein PRB1-2-like. The record is from RefSeq and is a predicted model, not a curated record. The transcript has a single exon. Lineage: Eukaryota; Viridiplantae; Streptophyta; Magnoliopsida; Zingiberales; Zingiberaceae. Gene Ontology annotation, cellular component: extracellular region. Bases 1 to 492 code for a protein of 163 amino acids.
AUGAGGUCGUUGGGUUCCAUAAUUUGUGUCGCCGUGGCUAUCGCGGUGGCCUACACGACCAUCCCCACGCUGGCUCAAAACUCCCCCGGCGACUUCGUGGCCGGCCACAACUCCCCACGUGCGGCCGUCGGCGUGGGGCCGGUGACGUGGAACAACACGGUGGCGGCCUACGCGCAGACCUACGCGAACCAGCGAAUCGGGGACUGCAAGCUGGUGCACUCGAACGGGCCCUACGGGGAGAACCUCUUCUGGGGGUCCGGCGACGGCUUCACGGCGGCUUUCGCGGUGCGCGCGUGGGCGGACGAGAAGCAGUACUACAACUACGCGAGCAACAGCUGCGCCGCCGGGAAGGAGUGCGGGCACUACACGCAGGUGGUGUGGCGGUCGUCGACACAGAUCGGUUGCGCGCGCGCACGGUGCAAAAGCGGCGGCGUCUUCAUCAUCUGUAGUUACUACCCGCCGGGCAACUAUGUCGGAGAGCGGCCGUACUGA